Messenger RNA from Paramuricea clavata, 12449 nucleotides. The record is from the annotation of a GenBank genome assembly. NCBI's taxonomy places the organism in Eukaryota, Metazoa, Cnidaria, Anthozoa, Malacalcyonacea, Plexauridae.
AUGCAUUCUGAAUCUCUGAUUCUGAAUGUAGUGAUGUGAAAUAUUAUUAAAGACAUGGAUGACCAUUGCAAGUUAGACAAAGGCGAAGUGUUUCAAGGUUAUGAUUGUUUACUUAACUUUGUUCAUGAAAAAUCAGAUAAAUUUUACCGUAUUCAAGUGUUGAAAAAUGACAAAGGAUUUCAUGUUUGGACAAGAUGGGGAAGAAAUGUAAGUGUCGUUUUUAAUAUUCUGAAAAACUUGAUCUCGUGUAACAAAUUACUCAUUACUGGGUUUUACAAUUUUAAGAUCUUAAUAUUGUAGUUAAUUUAUUUACUUUGUUAUAUUUAUUUGCAAAUCUUUAUAGCCAUAUUAUGCACCUAUCAAUAUUAUGCAUGAAUCAAUUCCUCGAGUAACCAUCCCCCGGAGACACCUGGAAAUUUGCCGGCCUGAUAGACAGUUCACAGGGGUCGGGAAUUUGCCUUUCAUAUACGUGCAUGGGGGCCGGGUAUUGUUAUAGUCGCUAAGGACCCAAGGGAUUUGACAAAUGGUUGCCCAGAAUUCCACCGGCAAAUUUUAAGGCAGCAAAACCUAGUUUUAGGCACGCAUGUUGGUUUGCUGAUCGUAUUUUACGCCCUCGUGGUCAAGGUGGCGUGAAAUUUAUUGUCAGAAUAAGCGAAAAUUAUAACCUGUGCCAUGCAAAUUUAAAUAGGUUUAUGAUUUCAUUGUUUAAUUAAAUAUACUUUUAACCACUCUUAGCAAGAAUCAAGUUUAUAUUAAAGUUUUAUAAUAUUCCAUAGCAGUUUAAUACUAUAAUGUUAAAUGACAAUGCUAUUACGUUUAAAAUCGUCCCCAGGGUGGGGCAUUUUCCACUCUCAGCUUGCCUAAGGGCCGUUCUGCGAUUAGUCUUCAUACAAGUUGUGUCCCGACACCCAGGCAUUUACACUAUCGUAACCAAUAAAAUCAAAUGCCCGGGUGUGUUCCCGGGGGGGGGGGUGGUGUUACUCCUGGAAUUGACUCAUGCAUUAAUCCCGGGGGGUAAGGGUGCGGGCAAUGGUUGGGGAUUUAACAAAAAAUUAGAAAAUUGGGUCAAAUGCCGGCUUGGUGGGGCAUCCUAAGAUGAUCAAAUGUUUCAAAACAGACGCACCUAGGGGAUAGAUAGAGGCAAAAUAUUUUAAUAAAUUAAAUAUUUAAUAUCAAGAGCCACAAAAAGCGUCUGGGCAUCGUAAAUUUUAGCCCCAGAAUUCAGACUGUGUACUGUAUUCAAAUUCCCAAAGGCCAGAAAAGACAGAAGUGGAAGCAGAAAUAAAAAAUAAAAGUUUCCGAGCUUUCGGUUUUCUCGAUUACAGGCUCCAGGCUUCGUACUGAAAUCGCAUGACGGCAUGUCGAAUUAUGUUGAAUGACUAAUCGCCCACACCCGGGCAAAGAACUUUGUCAAAUGCCCAUCUGUGGGGAUAGAAUUCACGGUCAAAUCCCCACCCAUUGCCUGCACUCUUACCCCCCCCCCCCGGAUUAAUAUUGAUAGGUGCAUUAAAUUGACAGGUGAUUCCUUGGUUAGUGGGCCAAGUUGACCAGCUUCCAUUCCUAUAGACCCUCAGAAAUCCUCAAAAUGCACAAAAAUUUAGCUUAAUUUCUAAUUACUGGCUAACUUCCAUGUUUCCUUGUCAGUUCUCGUAUAAUUUACCUGAAAAUUGACUUAAUUUAAGUCUCCUAGAAAUUUACCUGAAAUUUCUCAUUAACAAUGUUUGGGGGUUGGAGAUAUUAUACCCCCACUCCCUUGCACACAGUUGCUAUGGACCUGUAUGUGGCCCCUGCCUAAAUAGUUAUUGUGUAAGGAUGAAAAUUUACAGAUAACAGGCAUGCCCAUGUAUGCAGCAAGAGCCAGCCAACUAGGGCCCCACUGAAAUAGGAUAUUAGGGGACUUUCAAUCAUGCCAUUUUUUGAAAUCCAAAAUUUUGAAAUAAUGUUAGGAACUUCUAGCGGGUAGGUCAUAUGGGAUCACUUUACCCAUUGAUGAGUAAAAUUGUCUAGUGUUGGCCGCAAUUUACAGUCAGAUGCAAUGUAUUAACUUAUUAAUGAAAAGUUUUUCUCAAUCAAUUAAAUUGCAUGCUACUUAUCAGGGCCGUAUGCAGGAUUUUUUUACGAGGGGGGCAGUAAGGCCUAUAUGCCGAGACAAGUCCUGAAUAUCCAAAGAACAAUUAAAGAUGGUGUGAAGUCUAUAAUGUAAACAAAUGCGUUGUAUUAUUAUUCUACUCUACCUAGUACCUUAUUAUUCUACUCUCAGUCUAACACAUACAUGUACCAUAUGAUUUUACUCAUUAAGAGGAGACUGGAGAGUGACGACGCAACAGAUAAAGACAUAAAGAACUUUUUCAAGGCCAAAUUAAAUAACAUUGAAAAAUGUCACAAUUAAGCUAAAAAAGAUAAAUACUGUAGUUAAAUAGUCUAAAUUAGUUGUAAAUAUCCUGUUAUAUAAUUUGACACAUUUUUUCUGUAAUAAAUUUUUUCUGCUAUUUAUUUCUCUUUUUCCUUCACCUUGGUUAAUUAAUUCUUUUAAUAGGCAAUUUGAUUUGGAGGAUUUAUACAAGAAUUUCUAUAGGAUCCAAUAUGAAUUUCUAUACAAAUCUAAGAAAUUCCUAUGAGAUCCUAUAUGGGGAUUUCUAUGCUAUAGGAAUUCCUAUAGGAAAUUGGACCAAAAUCUAAUAGGAAUUCAUAUAGGAUCCUAUAGGAAUUCCUAUAUGAAUUCCUAUUAGAUUUUGGCCCAAUUUAAUUCCUAUAGAAACUAUAGGAUUCUAAUAAGGAAUUCCUAUAGGACAUUGGGCCAAAAUCUAAUAGGAAUUCCUAUAGGAUUUUUUCGUAAGCAUGGUGCGCAAUAUGGGUUAACAAAAGUCACAUAGGUAAUAUUUAACAAUUAUUCACCGAAGGUGCAUGAGGUAAUAUUCAACCUGUAGGAUUUGUUAUGUUCACUUGUGCAAAAAUACUAAGAUUAAUUAACCCAUUGAGUGCUACUGUAUAUAGCACUUUCCUCUUGUCCUCUUGAUGAGUGAAAUUGUCUCUGCAUGGUCAAAGUAAAAUAACUUUAAUAGCGCAUUAAUAUAGGCCUGCUACUUAACCUUAUAAUGCCACUUAACCUUCAAAAUUAUUAGGGAACUGAUGGGCAAAGUAAGCUAGAAGGUCCAAUCAACCAAGAAGAUGCCAAGAAAAAUUUCAAAAAGAAAUUUCAGGAGAAAACAAAAAAUAGUUGGGAUGAACGUCAGCAAUUCUCUCCAGUGAAAGGGAAAUAUUCACUAGUAAUUGAGAAGACUGACUCUUCUAAGAGUAGCCAAGUAACUGACAGUCAGGUGAGAAUUGGAAAAUUAUAUAAAUUCAGCAAAUUCUUGUGUCAUUAAUUCCAUAUUCCAUUAUCAUUUCAGUUCACUUUUCAAAGCAUGUUUCCCAAGUUAGUUGUGAAUAUUCCCAAUUAUAUUUCUAUAAAUUUAGAUUAUACUGUAGUUCAGUCACAUUAGUCAGAGCACUGAACAGGUUUUUUGCAAGGAUUUAACAGCUUGAAUUUAGCACAAUUGUAGAUAACUAGAUUAUAUUAUUUUACAUAAUUUACAUAGACAAUUCCAGUACAUUUAACAAUAAGAAAAAUACUAGAAAGAUGGAGUCUGGAAAAUAUGGAGAAUAUACUAUGAAACAAUAGACUAGGUCCCAUUUAUGAUGCACAGCACUAUAUGAGAUACGGUACUACAUGCCAGUCUGGUGUUGGGAUCCUAGCGGCGCUACAUGCAAGUGCCUAAUUAAUUUAAGCUAACUGUAACAUGCUUCGUCAGCCGUUGGGAUCCUAGGUAGCGGCUCUACCUGCAAGUGCCUGAAGCUAACUGCAAUCCUUGCUCAGAAGCUCUUAUGCAUGCUUAAGUAAAGUAGAAAAUUUCAAUUUUUCCGAAUACAUUUUGGAAUAUUUACCGAGAAGAUUUAAUAAGAGUCGUACUCAAGACGUAAAUUCAUCAAAUGAUGCCAUCACUAAAAACUUAAAAUUUCCUGUUCUGUGGCCGAAUUUUAUUCAUCAGCCGACAAUCGUGUCGGCCUGAUGUAUGAAAAUGUUUGAGCAAUUGAGUUUGAGCAAAUUAGCGCGGACACUCAAUUUUGACAACAAGAAACAUAACUCAAAUAAAUUUCUUCGGUGCCCGAUCUCCUGUCGCAAUUUCCAAACUUCAAGCGAAGCGGGCAAGUUUGGACCAUGCACGCAUACCCUGGUUCCAGAGGUUUAUUUUUAUUAUUAUCAUUGCGAAGGGGAGAGGGAAAAUAAACCUCUGGAACCAGGGUAAUGCACGCAGGGCUAACUGCAAAUCUUUUUUGGCUACUUGCAAAAAAGCUAAAUAUACAGGCAUGAACUGUAAUUCUUGGUUAGAAGGUCUUGUGCUGCAUGUUUAUGUAUAGAAAAUCUCAAUUACUAGUAUGAAACUACGUAUAGAUCAAUGGAGAAUAUGGAUAAUACUAUGAAACAAUUACUAAUAACAAUAGAAAGAUAUGGCAGAAGUGGCGAAAUACAAACAAGACCAGGUCCCAUGCAUGGUGCUCAUGGGUGCACACCACUAGAUGAGAUAGUAUAGGAGAGCAAGAAAAAUAUAGAGUGGGAGAAUGGAUGGCUGGGAGUACAGGCAGAAGAUGCAUGAAGAAAGAAGUCACUGUGAUAGAAUAAGUGACAUGGAAGAUAUUAGUGAUACAGUACGGAAGACAUUAGAAAUUCAGAGAAAAAAUUCUAACCAAUAGAAAGAAUGUUACCAAUUUACCGUACUGUACACUGCGAGCAGUUCCUCAAUAGAGAGACUGCCGAUUUAAUUGGAUAUAAGCAAUGUUUAUACAAAGGUGGAGCUCCAACUUGACAUGAGUGAAAAGUGAGCGUAUUUCGUUUUGUGAUGUGUUGUCGGCAGUCUAAUGUACUGUAGGCACUGUGACUUUAAGAAUCCAAUUAUACUGACUGUCCAUGAUCCAUCUUAAAUUGAUAGUGCAAUAGUGUAUAAAUGUAUAGACUAUAGAAUGAUGUAACAAAUGUUGUACGACAAAUAUAUGCAUUUUUAGCCAUCCUGAGACACCUCAUUUUCAAAAUUUUCUGGGGAGUAUACCGCCAGGUCCUCCUAGUGGUGCCCCCUAGUGUAGUGCCCUUUUUGCAUCUGUAAAUUUACCUUAUACAGGGUGUAUAAAAAAAACCUGAACAGAUUUGAAAUUGCUCUCAAUUUCGCAAAACACCUAUUUGAAUCCGUUUUUUUAUAUAUAUAGCUUCGUUGGGUACUUAUAAUGUAGAAUAAUAAAAAAAAAUUCUCGAACUCAAAUUGUGUAAACCAGGGGGGGGGGGGGUGUCUUUUCCAACGAACUAAAAAUGGCUCGCGCACGAAAUUUAAAAGCUGCAAUCAUAUUUUGAGUUACUAGAUGGAAAAUUUGUCGGGUUUUUAAUUACUGUACAAAAUUUCAGACAAUUUGGUUUAGUUUAAGCCCCUUAACUAUUCAUGCAAAGUUACAUUUUUCCUAAAAAUCAGCUAUUUGCAUGCUUAAUUAAUGCAUUUGCCUAAUUUGCAUAUGUCAGCAAUAUGCAAAUUAGGUAAAGGCAUUAAUUAAGCAUGCGAAAGGCUGAUUUUAUUAUUAUUAUUAUUAUUAUUAUUAUUAUUAUUAAAAAAUAUUUACACAGGAUAAAAAAAUGCUUCAGUGACUAUUCACUGCUAUCAACGCAUGUCCUGUAAACCUAAAACUACUAAAAAUUAUGAGUAUAAAAAGUCAAUAUAUUAAAAAUAUUAAAAAUCUAACUGCAAUCAAUUCUGUAAAGGAUUAUAAUGAACUAAGGUUCUCUUUAAGUUUUCGUUUAAAAAGCAUAAAACUGUCAAUUUCUCUAAUAUCUUUGGGCAAUUUGUUGAAUUCAAUUGCUCCAUUAUAAUAAAAGGCAUGCUUUGUGGAUUCCAAACGUAUUUUGGGAAUCCUGACACUUAUUCCGUUGUUCCUUGUGUUCUUUACAUGUUGUAACCGUUCAAAAUAACUGUGAAAGUUACUACACACAUUCCUGUCCAUGCAUUGUUUCACCAGGAAACACGUUUGCAGCUUUGCAAAGCUCAUCAGGUCAGGUAGUCUUAGAUCUGUAGAACAAAAUGAAUAGUUAAAGGACUUAAACUAAACCAAAUUGUCUGAAAUUUUGUACAGUAAUUAAAAACCCGACAAAUUUUCCAUCUAUUAACUCAAAAUAUGAUUACAGCUUUUAAAUUUUGUGCGCGAGCCAUUAUUAGUUUGUUGGAAAAGACACACCCCCCUGGUUCACAAAAUUUGAGUUCAAGAAAUUUUUUUCAUUAUUCUACAUUAUAAGUACCCAAAGAAGCUAUAUAUAUAAAAAACCGGAUACAAAUAGGUGUUUUGCGAAAUUGAGAGCAAUUUCAAAUCUGUUCAGUUUUUUUUUUAUACACCCUGUAGAGUCAGACCCUUGUACAUGUUAUCUAGUAAAUUAGUUUUAUGUUAUAUUCCAAAAUUAAAAGUAUUAAGAUAUAUUCUCAGCUGCAAGUAAGGAUGAUUUCCACAGUGCCGUAGCCAGCGUUUGAACUUUGGCGGGGCGACAUUUGUAUGCAUGGCAUUUGCAAUGCGAGCGCCAAAGGCGCGGGGAAUCCAUGGGGUCUAGCAUGCUUCCGCGGGAAAAUUUCGGAAACUAUUUCAGAGCUUUCAUAAGGGGAAUAUGAUACCAUAUAUUUAUGAGAAAAGAACCCAACACUGCGUUGUCAACAUAAAGAUAACUAAUUAACAAUUAGUCAUUGAAGGCAAGGUGAUUACAAGCCUAUAUUCACUGAGCCAAAGUGAAUAUAGGCUUGUAAUCACCGAGCCUGAGCCGACUAAUUCUUUUAGUAUAAUUUCAGUAUUGAAAAAGUUUUAUUUAUAAAUACAACUAAUACACUUGUUUAUUUUAUGAAUAUAAUUUGCAUAAAUAAUUUACUUAUAUCUGAUUUUCAGCCAUUUAUUUUGGGAAAAGCAAUAGUUACUUCUCAGAGCAGUUUGAGCAGUAAUGAGGGAGCCAAUCAAAAUGCUCAAAGGCUAAUUUUCAAUCCUGAAAUUAUAGUAAAGCAGGAUAAUUGGUAGAGCGUCAGCCCGGGUAACUUCAUAUGCGAGUUCAAAUUCUGCUCGAGUUAACUUUAUGUCUGAUUUAACGGGGGACUCGGCAACUAGACGUGAUCAAGUUGUUAAAUAAGAUGCAUUGAACCUUCAAGAAACUUCCACUCUUGAAGUUCCCUCUGGGGGAGCGGUUAUUCAAAGGUGGGUUUAGCGCUAACCCUGGGUUAAAAUUGAACCUGCUGUUUCAGUUUGUGUAUUUCUGCACGUCUGUUUAUUUCAAAACUGCAGAGAAGAAACCUUCUAGCUUUGAUGAAAUAUAACCCAGCUUUGAACACCGGCCCCAGCAGGUCUUUAAAACGUACCAAUUAUUGCCGUACUGUUGCCAAAUGUAUCAAUUAUUGCCGCUGUUUAGACUUUGCAAAAACCAGAAUUUCCAGAUGUAUUAAUUUUAUCAGAAGUACAACUACCAGUGGACGUCCUCUAUGUCAUCUUAUCACAGCUUCCUGUACGUGAUGUUUUACGAUACAUGCAAGUUUGCAAAGCUUGGAAGGUAGGAAUGUCCCUUAAACCCUUUGCUCUGUCUACUUCCAAACAAUUUUACUUGUCAGUAAGAAAAUCUCGUGCAUUAAUGGUUAAUCUGUCUAAUGACAGAUGAUUUUACUUGUGAAGAAAGGGAAAGUAUUUACUGCAGCGUUAUUGAUUAUUUAGAAUAGAAUUAAUGAUUAUGCAGAAAAUCUUUUUGUUGUCAACACAUUUUAAGCAGCAAAUUGAAUGCAUCUUAAUGUGCGUCUUAUAAUAUAUUAUAUUAUUGUCAAAUGUCAGACCAUUUUGUACGAGAGGUAUAAUCUAUGGUAAUAUUUUCUAUGUUAGGCCCGGUUUAGACGGCGAACUUUUCAUGCGCCGAAUCUAAUGUAAUGAUUAAGUGCGACGCUGCAUGAGCGGCGUCUAAAUCAAUUAAGUUCGGCAGGUUUUGUUAAGUUCGACACGACUCGAACAUGCGACAAGACAAGUCGUAUAUGCGACACAUGUGUCGCGGUUCGACAUUGAUUUAGACGCCGUGCUUUUCAUGCGCCGAACCUAAUGCAUAAUUAUUUUUUAACAUCAUAACAUGAUUUAUCAUAUAUUUGCAUUGUAUAAAUAUGUCCAAUAUAGUGUCCUCGCAAUUUGGUACGGCACAAUUAAGUUCGACGUCUAAAUCAGUUUCCAAUAUUUUGCCGUAUCUACGACAAUUAGAUUCGGCGCAUGAAAAGUUCGGCGUCUAAACCGGGCCUUAAUUCCUUUCCAGACAUUGCUGAGUGACAAGUAUUUUUGGAAGAUGUAUAUACAAAGACAUUUUGAUUUGGGGAUAAAAUCUGACCUCUCAAACGAGGGGCCAAUAGAAGAGUGGUCAGGUCCAGGAUGGACUAUGAGCAAUGACGUCGACGAGACCACAUGGUACUGUAUGUACUUGCUUUGUGUUAGGGACCGGUCAUAAAGUAAUUACUAACUGCUAGGGUGGGCUGGAGUGAUUUGGGAUGGGCCAUGGAAAAUCUUUGGGCAGUUUCGAUGGGCCGCCAAUUUUUUUGUAUGUCCACGGUUGGGCCACCAAACAAAAAAACAUGCAUGUCUACUUCAAAAAAUAAAGAUACUAAUAGUUUAUCAAAUGCAAAUGAUGCUAUUGUCUAUUGAAGCCAGUACUUUAUUUAUACAACAACAAAAAGUGGUCGAAUCACAGCAAAUACAACCAACUGGAGAGCAGCUCAGUACCAAUGUGUUUGUCAAGCUUGGAAUUACGUAUGUCAGUACAGUCCGUGCAUGUAUAUUUACAAUGUUCGUACCUGCAAGUUUUUUUUAUUAUAAAAGUGUAUUUUCCCAAUUUAAAUUGUAUGGGCCAUGCAAAUUUUUUUGUAAGAUUAGAUGGGCUUUGAAAUUUUUAUCUACAUCUUAAGAUGGGUCACCGAACUUAUUGGCAAAAUUUGUGAGUUUACCUCCAGCCCACCCUAGCAGUUACUUUAUGACCAGUCCCUUAAAUGCAUGUCUGGAUACACCCAGCACACCUUCAAGGUCUUAGCUGGGAUUUUAGAUUUCGGGAGAGUUUCUAAAUUUCCAUGGUGUAAUUGGUGUGUACUUGCCAGUUACCCAGAAUAGCCAAAUUUUCACGGUAACCGUUCCAGUUGUGCUCACAAUAGAGAGUUUAAGCUUUGUGUUAUACGGCAAACGACAAACGCCAGGCAAAGAAAAAUUUUACGGUAUCAGGCAAUAAAGAGUAAAUGAACUUGCUGCUUUGAAACUGCAAUGCAUGACUAUUCUUUCGACACAAGAAAGAAAAUAAGAAACGAAAAGGUUUAACGAAAAUUUUGUCAAGAAAGUUCGAACCACCUCCCGUUUGCCGUUCCCGGAAACGCGAAGCUUAAACUCCCUAAUAGACUAUGCCUGUUGUUGUUUUAUGAUUUUACAAUUAACCAAAUACAAGAUGAGGAAUGAGGAUACGCUUAUAUUUCACACUGAUAUUACGGCAAGUUAUUUUAGCAACUUAUGAGGCAUUUAAAUCUAUUUUAACACAAUAUGGUUCCCCAUUACCCACUGUAUAUCCAUCUAAACAUAAAAAAAAAAUCCCGAAUCACUCACCAAUUUCAACAAACUAUAGAUUAUAACUUUCUUACGACAGAAAUAGGAGAAAAUUCCCAUUAUAGUCAGACUAAUUUUAAAAUUAGACUAUAUAUGCAAAUAAAUUACCACAGCUAGAAAAAGCACACUAAAAAAAUUAGUAAAAUUACCAAGUUUGCUUGCGAAAUGUUGUAAAAUGCGGAAAAUAUAUCCUUGCAAAUUAAGUUUGCAAAUUUUGUGUAGUCUAUAUAUGUAUUGUGUGCGGAAAUUCCUACCACAUUUGUGCCGAAAAUGGUAGCAACUCGUACCCAGGGUCUUAGCAAUUUUUGCACGCAAUACAAAAGUAUACAAAAUUUGCGAAUCUUGCAAGGCUAUUUUACAACAUUUUGCAACCAAAUUUUUGCAAUUUUACUAAUUUUAGUAUGCUCUUUCUAGCUGUGGUGAUUUAGUUGCAUCUUCUUGCCUAGUUUUAAAAUUAGUCUGUUCUCCUAAAAUUUCUCCUAUUCUCCUGGUAAUUCUCCUAGUGAGAAUUGCUGCACUUCCCCUGAAAAUUCAGGGGAAUUAGAUGAAGUCUUGCUUACAAUUUCCUAAUAUAUGUUUAAUGCGGUGACAAGAAAGGGAACCAAAGUUCUAUUUUGCUUAUUCUGGUAUUUUGAAAGGUAUUGUUACUUUUCUGAGGAUGGAGAGGACGAUGAUAUCUACGUAAUGCGUCCAUUUCCUUCAAUGUGGAACUGUCGAGUCAUUCAUCCGUAUGGUUUGGACCCAUUUUCUGGUGAUGCGAGAAAAUUACAAGGUUUAUGUCGUUCUCUUGAAAUACUGACUUACAUGAGAAAUGAAGCGUCUCGCUUGGGUAUGCUAAGUGGUGAGUAACAUGUUUUGAUGUUUUACAAUUUUUCAACCGAAAAACAGUUCACAUUGCAAUGAAUAAUUUCCACUUUUUCCCCCCCCCCCCCUCCCACCCUUGGGCGCUUAUUUCCCCCCUUAGUUCUGGGCCGGUGGUUUAUUAGAAAGCAGGGGGGAGGGCCAAAUAGAGGUCCCAGGCUAAAAAAAUUAUCACGUCCUUGUAAAAGAAUAUCACGUUUUCAGUUAGGAUUUUUGGUAUCUCACUGAAUAGAACUAAUUGCUGAGGGGUUUGCUUUGUAAAUGGACAUUUCGAGCGUACAUAUGCAGUUCACACAUUUAUUAAAUCUGACCCAGGAGCAGUUGCGAAAAUUGUCAAGUUCUAAUCGCAAGUUGAUCUAUAUAUACUAAGGUGACGCCAAUGUAGCUCAGUUGAUUAUAGAGCGUUGCACAAGAAUCGCAAGGCCGCAGGUUCGAUUCGUGCGAGAGGGAUAGAUCCAAACAAAUGUAUAAAAUUCACUCGAAAUUUUUAUCUACAAAAUCCGAAAUAUUGGCAACCAUUUCAUUAUAGGCAACCAAUGUUCAGGCAACGAAAGCCAAAAUGAAAUUUGUGCCGUUAUAUUUCCUUGGGACAAGAAGGAACUACCUACACCACUAGAACUGGUGAAUGGAAUCUUCCAUUUUCAUCCAGAAAUAUAUGAAUACUAUACUAGCAACCCUGAGGACAUAGGCUCUUUGAGGGAAAAUAAAUUACACUUUCACAUUCGGCGAAAUGAACAUAACGUUGAUGACUCUGACGCUGAUUAUGACGAGGAUGACGAUGACCAUGAUUUAGACGAAAAACCAUGUCUGAACAGUAUUUUUGGGAUGGAUUUUCCUGAUCAAGAUGAACAAUGGAAAUAUGAAGAUUCACGAAAGUUUUAUGAGUGGUUACAACCAAUUAUGUGUCCAUCAGUUGCUAUAUAUGUUGGAGGAGAGAAGUUUAAUCCUGUUGCAAUCUUUAUGAUAGCACAGCUUGCCCCUGGGUGGGUAGGUGGGGCACUGACUGCAGCCGUAUGGACAUGAGUAGUUGUUGAUUGUCCGCAGUCCCCCCUCUCCCCAGGGUCGGUAGGCAGGACACUGACUGUGCUUAUUGUUAAUUUGUUCGUCAGUAUUUUGGUGCUGAAAACAUAACUGCAGUUAAUAUGUAAUGUUAUAGUAUAUAAUUACAUAUGUUGAAAAAAGUAUGUAAUAAUAAUAUUGAGAUACCAUCUUGACAGUGGCGAAGCUGGCCAUAGCAACAGGUUUGUCAGGUCAUGCUGUGCAAAUGUUUAAUCAUUUGCAUUUAUUAUAUUAAAACUUUUAAAAAUGUAUUGUCUGCUGGUUUAUUAGAAAGGCAUGAUCAGUUCCCAUGGCUAGCUUCGCCACUACAUAUUGAGACAAUAAAUAAUAUCCUAAGAUAUUUAUUAUGGAUGAGUUAAAACUCAAGAGUUGUGUUUAGUUAAGUUAGGAGUAAAAUGUGAAUGUAGAAUAACAUUAAAAACAUAUUGUUAGAAGAAAUUCAAAUAGUCGAUCCAUAUUGAGCAGAACUGUUUUCUGUUAGCCCCAUGAGCGUACGUGGUGGGACAGGGCGGGGGGCCUGAAUUAGUUGGUCAAAUUAUAAACGUAAGUUGGGGAAAAGAUGGGAAAAAUAAACUUAAGAGCCAAAAGUAUGUAAGAUGAUAGUCCAAAAUGCAAAAAUAUUAAGAUAAUAGUCGAAAAUUCGAGAAAAAUGUAACGUUUAAACCCUUUGGAAAGUUUUUCCAAAAUGUAGUCUGUACAAGUCAAAAACCGGACUUAUUCCUGUGGACGUGUGAUAAAAGAAUAGCUGUAUAUAAUUAUAUAUUAUGAAUAUGUCAAUUAAUGGAUUAUAUAAGGAGCCCAGAGUUUGAAGCGAGCAGAGGAAAAACAGGACAAGCAAGGAAGGAGUUCCUAAACAUUCAAAAACCGACGAAGACCUUCAGGAG